CGUUUUCUUCCUCGAAGACAAACGGCAAUGUAAUGAAAUAACGAAAAUCCCUUCCGAGAUCUGAGGCAGCGGCCAAUCACUGUUGACGACCAAUUGCCGAAGCCGCCCCUUCUUCUUCUCCGGCUUCCUCUUCCUCCUCUUCUUCUCAGGGGGAGAGGGUAGGGAAAAAAGAAGGAUGUCAUCUUGGGAUCCAAUCAACCUGGCCGUCCAUGUGGCCCGCGGACGCUGGUUCACCCUCUUCGCCUCCUUCCUCAUCAUGACUGCCUCCGGCGCCACCUACAUCUUCUCCGCCUACUCGGCCGCCAUCAAGUCCUCCCUCGCCUACGACCAACGGACCCUCAACACCAUCUCCUUCUUCAAGGACCUCGGUUCCAGCGUCGGCGUCCUCCCCGGCCUCGUCAACGAAGUCGCCCCGCCCUCCGUCGUCCUCGCCACCGGCGCUGCCAUGAACUUCUUCGGUUACCUCAUGAUCUACCUCGCCAUCACUGGCCGCACGCCUCGCCCCCGCCUCUGGCAGAUGUGCCUCUACAUCUGCGUGGGCGCCAACUCGCAGGCCUUCGCCAACACCGGCGCCCUCGUCGCCUGCGUCCGCAACUUCCCCGAUAGCCGCGGCGCCGUGCUCGGCCUCCUCAAGGGCUUCGUCGGCCUCAGCGGCGCCAUCUUCACCCAGCUCUACCUCGCCUUCUACGGCCACGGCGGUGACCCUAGGUCGCUCGUCCUCCUCGUCGCCUGGCUCCCCGCCGCCGUCUCCCUCGUCUUCCUGCACACCAUCCGCUACAUGAAGCCUCCUCCUCAUCGUCAUCAAUCCCACGAGUUCAAGGUCCUGUGCUCCUUGCUCUACAUCACCCUCGCUCUCGCCGGAUUCCUCAUGGCCGUGAUCAUCCUGCAAAGCCGCUUCGAGUUCUCCCAGCGCGCUUACACGGCCGGCUCUGUCGUCGUCCUCAUCCUCCUCUUCCUCCCUCUCGUCGUGGUCGCGAGAGAGGAGGCAUCGAAUUGGAAGCGCGGCAAGCCACCUAUCGGAGGUCCUCCGCUGGAAUCCAAACAGAUCGAUCCGAAAGCAUCGAUCACAACACCAAAGAAAAACUCAGUUACAUCUUCCUCAGCCCUAGCCGACGUCUUCAGGGCCCCAAAGAGAGGCGAGGACUACUCCAUCCUGCAAGCCAUCGCGAGCGUCGACAUGCUCAUCAUCGUCAUCGCCACCAUCUGCGGCGUUGGCGGAACCCUGACCGCCAUCGACAACAUGGGCCAGAUCGGCCAGUCCCUCGGCUACGAUGCCCAGAGCGUUGCCACCCUGGUCUCCCUUAUCAGCAUCUGGAACUACGCCGGCCGCGUCGUCGCGGGGUUCGCCUCCGAGAUCCUGCUAGUCAAGUACAGGCUUCCCCGCCCCCUUCUGCUCACUCUGGUCUUCCUCCUAUCCUGCGCCGGCCACCUCCUCAUCGCCUUCGGGAGCAUCCCGGCCUCGCUAUACGCCGCAUCGGUGAUCACCGGAUUCUGCUUCGGGGCGCAGGUGCCGCUGUUCUUCGCCAUCAUAUCGGAGGUGUUCGGGCUGAAGCACUACUCGACGCUGCACAACUUCGGCGGCGCAGCGAGCCCUAUCGGGUCAUACAUACUGAACGUGAAGGUGGCCGGGCAGUUGUACGACCGCGCGGCUGUGCGGCAGAACGCUAUCGGCAACAUGUCAAACUCUUCCUUUUCCUCUUCUUCCUCGGAGUCAUCGUUGGCGACAUGCGUCGGAGAGGAGUGCUUCAAGCUUGCAUUCAUCAUCAUUACGGCGGUGACCAUGGCAGGGGCUGCGGUGAUGCUGGUGUUGGUUUGGAGGACUUGGGAAUUCUAUAGAGGAGAUAUAUAUAGCAGGCACAGAGGAGGAGGAGAGGCAAAGAAGGAAUUGGAGGUGAAAGAGGAGGAGAUGGUGCCAAUGCUUGAGCAAAGGCUUGACUGAGAGAUGCAUACACAAUAAAUUGAAAGAGAAUUGCUGGAGAAAUAGAACAACAGGACAAGAGUUUCUAAGAGUCUUAGGUUUCAAGCUCCAAAUUUGGCCAUUAAAUUCAAAAGCAACUUGAAUUCCAAACCCCUUUUGGAGGGAAACCAACCUCAAGAGGUGGCUCAGAAGGUGCACAAAAAGGUAGUAGUCCCUUGAGGCAAGACAAGGAUGAAGCAUGCACAAGACUUCCAAUAGGUUAUUCAAUUGCAUGGAGAACAAGGCACCAUCAGCUCUCUAUGAAUGGAGAAGGAAAGGAAUAGGAGAGAGGAAAUUAAGACUCUUCUCCUAAAGCUUGCCAUUCCAUUAUCUCGUCCCUUGGCUGGCUUCACCUUCUCCAUCAUCGCCAAAAAGAGUAGAACAAGUAGCAAAUCUCCCUCUAGUACAUCAAGCCAAGUAGAUCACCUCAUGGAUUCCUCCCCUUGCAUUUCUCUCUCUGAAUUUGAGGAUGAGGUGAGCUUGCAAGGCCAGGAAUCAUCUUCCAUGUACCUACAAGAAGAAGAAGAAGAAGAAGAAGAAGAAGAAAUCAUGAGGGUGCAAUGUCCAGAGAACCCAUGUGAGGUCUCCAUCAUCAAUUUCCAAGAUGCACAUAGCUUGGAAGAAGAGGUUGAAAGCUUGAAGUGCCUUGUAGAUUCAAUCAACAGCAGAUCAUGCGAGGUCGAAUCGCAAUUCUGGGACUACUGUGAUGCAAAAGAGCAGGAAUCACUGUUGCAGAAUCUGAAGCUCGAGUGUCUGGGUUUGAAGCUCGAGUGCCUGGAAGCCCAGAAUCAGAGGCUUGAGGCCACCAUUUCCAAACAACAACGAGCUCUUGAAAGCCUCGAGUCUAUGAGAACAGAGCUCAAAUGUCUACGGUGGAAGGCCAAAAAGUUGUCCAAACUAAAUAGGCUUCAUUUGCAUGAAGCUCGUCGGCAGGCUCUGAUUCUGGAUGCUCGAGAUGCCGAGUUAUCAAAGAUCAAUGAGGAGCUGAAAGGAGUAAAAGAUAUAGCUGAUCAACUACUGAAGGGAAAGAAAGUCUUAGAUUCAAGGAUGGAUUCAUUUACGGCAAAUUAUCAAUAUGCAUCAGAGAGUAAAGAGGAGACACUCCAGGAUGACAGCAUCAGGAUUUUAUCCAACAAUGAAAUGCCUGAACAGCUAGACCAGUUUCGAUACCGGUGGUACCUAGAAAUGGAGGAGCUGAUUUAUCUGGGCUGGGUUGGAUCAUGCUUGAGGAAUGAACUUGAAGUAAAACCAGUGCAGGAAAUGGGAGGUCAGUGGAUCAUGGAGCUCCCAGCAAAUGACCAGGUCAAGAGUUGCAGGGUGGAACUCCAUGAGACAGACCGUUCUUCACCGGUUGCAGGCAUUGGCCAUGAAGUUUGCUCAGUUGCCACAGCAAGGAAGAAUCAUUCAUGUCCAGAGAAGCCAACAUAUUGUUCUUCAUCGGUUACUGAACUUGGUCAUGAAGCUUGCUUGGAUGUGGCAGCAAGGAAGAAUCAUUUAGGUUUGAUGAAUCAAAAGGAAGAAGAACAUGAAGUAAAACCAGUGCAGAGAAUUGGAGGCCAGUGGAUCAUGGAGCUCCCAGCAAAUGACAACGUCAUGAGUUGCAGGGUGGAACUCCAUGACUCAGACUGUUCACCAGUACCAGGCAUUAGUCAUGAAACUUGCUCAGGUCCAAAGAAGCCUAUCUAUUGUUCCUCGUCAGUUGCAGAACUUGGUAUUGAAUCUUGCUUGGAUGUCGCAGCAAGGAAGAAUCAUUCAGGUCUGAAGAAGCUAAAAUUGCUUUACAAGCUAAAAGGAUGGGCCAGAGGAAAGGGAAAGCCAAAACAGUUUCGCGAUUGAGAUGACGGUGACGGUGACGGUGACGGUGACGGUGACGGUGGCGGUGGCGGUGGCGGUGGCGGUGGCAGCAGCAGCAGCUGCUAGAGUUGGUGUGUCUGAGAUUGAAGUGUGAAGGUUAUGCAAGGAGAAAGACAGCAGUUUGAUAUGGUUACGAGUGCAUGACAUUGUAUCAGAAUUUAACAUACAAAUCUCAAACUUAAUAAUCAUUUUCCUUCUUUCUUCUCUAA
Musa acuminata AAA Group (dessert banana) is the source of this 4020-nucleotide messenger RNA. Its product is annotated as protein NUCLEAR FUSION DEFECTIVE 4-like. Gene Ontology annotation, cellular component: membrane. The transcript has 3 exons. The coding region runs from base 176 to 1939 and encodes 587 amino acids. The record is from RefSeq and is a predicted model, not a curated record. NCBI's taxonomy places the organism in Eukaryota, Viridiplantae, Streptophyta, Magnoliopsida, Zingiberales, Musaceae.